ACCAUCGGUACAGAAACAAAAAAAGAACAUUAGUUAACACUAGAAAAAUGAAAAUAAUCAAUAAAAUAUCAUAAACAGUAAAUCACACACAUACAGAGACAGAAACUAGUUGCUUGUACAGAACAUAGAGAAGCCACUUAAGUAAGUUAAGUUUCCAUCUUCUUUGAGAAGCCAUAGCAAAAUUCUUGAGAGAGAAACAAAGAUUGAAGAAGAAGAUUUGAAAGAGAAAGAAAUAAAAGAAAAAAGAACAUAUGUUGUUGCUUCUCUUCAAAGCCACGAUCUUUUGAUGCUGAUUGUUGUUUCGCCAUUAAAAGCUUUCACGCCAUUCCCCCACGAGAAAUCGGCACGCUUCACUCACGGAAAAGCAGUUCUUCUCGAGCUAUAUAUACACACACGUACUCCCACUGUCUUCUUCGCUUAGCUUCACCCGUCGUCGAAAAUGGGAAACAUCAAGUUGAUCAAAACUACAUUCUCUGGCUACAUUUUGCUGGGUACAUGUCUACUCCAAUUAGUGCAUGCAAUUUUAGACCCAAUGGAUUUCUUGGCUCUACAGUCAAUCAGAAAGUCAUUAGAGGACAUGCCUGGCUCCAACUUCUUUACUUCUUGGGACUUCACUUCCGAUCCUUGUAACUUCGCUGGUGUCUACUGUGAUGCUGACAAAGUCAUCGCUCUUAAUCUCGGCGAUCCAAGAGCCGGUUCAUCUGGUCUAACCGGACGCCUUGACCCUGCUAUCGGUAAACUUUCUGCUUUAGCUGAGCUCUCCAUUGUACCUGGCAGAAUAAUCGGUUCUCUCCCGCAAUCUCUCUCUCAGCUAAAAGGCCUCCGUUUUCUAGCCGUUAGUAGAAACUUCCUCUCCGGUGAGAUUCCGGCAUCUCUUGGCCAGUUACGCAAUCUCAAAACACUUGAUCUCAGCUACAAUCAACUCACCGGCCCUAUUCCUCAUUCAAUCGGUACUAUACCACAACUCUCUAAUGUCAUUCUCUGCCAUAACCGUCUCAGCGGUUCGGUUCCUGCAUUCCUAUCCCAAACCUUAACUCGGCUCGAUUUGAAACACAAUGAUCUCUCCGGUUCACUGUCGCCCUAUGCACUCCCUCCUUCGGUUCAAUACCUUUCUCUUGCUUGGAACAGGCUGAGUGGGCCAGUGGACCGGUUAUUAAACCGGUUAAACCAGCUAAACUAUCUAGACCUGAGUAUGAACCAGUUUACGGGUGGAAUUCCGGGUCGAGUUUUUACAUAUCCUAUAAGUAAUCUUCAAUUGCAGAGAAAUUUGUUUUGCGGUCCGGUUCAACCCAGUGAUCAAGUGAUAAUAGGGACCGUUGAUCUCAGUUACAACAGAUUAUCGGGUCAGAUAUCGCCCUUGUUUUCGAGCGUACAGAAUUUGUACUUGAAUAAUAACCGGUUUACGGGUCAGGUUCCAGGAAGUUUCGUGGACCGGUUAUUGGCUGCGAGUAUACAAAUAUUGUACUUGCAGCAUAAUUAUUUAACCGGGAUUGAGAUUAAUCCAACGGCUGAGAUUCCAUUGAGCAGUUCUUUGUGUUUGCAGUAUAAUUGUAUGGUCCCGCCGGUACAGACUCCAUGCCCGCUGAAGGCUGGGAAGCAGAAGACUAGACCUACAGCACAGUGCAGCGAGUGGAAAGGGUAAAGUUGGAAAUUUUGGGAUUAUUUUUAAUUUGUUCUAUUUUUAUUUUCAAUUCAUUGAUUUAUUAUUUUGGUUAAAAUUUAAGGGGAAUGAUAAAAGGAAGAAGAUUUGUGGAUAUUUAUGAGAAUUGUAGUUAUUCUGGGUUCUUUUUUUUUUUUUUUUUUUCUUUUCAAGGAUUUCCAUGUUGCUAUUAAUUAAUAUAUAUAUAUAUAACAUUUUUGUUACGAGUAAUAAAGCAUCUGUGGACCGUUACUGCUUAUUUUGGUAAUGUAAAUAUUAAUAUACUUUGCC
Messenger RNA from Ricinus communis (castor bean), 1930 nucleotides. RefSeq names its product LRR receptor-like serine/threonine-protein kinase ERL2. The record is from RefSeq and is a predicted model, not a curated record. Gene Ontology annotation, molecular function: protein binding. The coding region runs from base 440 to 1642 and encodes 400 amino acids. The transcript has a single exon. Lineage: Eukaryota; Viridiplantae; Streptophyta; Magnoliopsida; Malpighiales; Euphorbiaceae.